Messenger RNA from Closterium sp. Yama58-4, 1584 nucleotides. The record is from the annotation of a GenBank genome assembly. Lineage: Eukaryota; Viridiplantae; Streptophyta; Zygnematophyceae; Desmidiales; Closteriaceae.
AUGCAGAUGGCCGCCCGAUCGAAUUUGAGACCUGACACUGCUGACGCUGACACUCGUGACCAGUGGCUUAUUCGCGACGCUGCUGCUCGCCUAGCUGUGCGAAACCACCUACCACUAGCCGAGCGCGCGCACUUUAGCCAGCAGAAAACCGCCAAGGACCUGUUCGACGCAGUCGUAGCUCGCUACAGCUCGCCUGCCACUGCUGCGCUAGGCCGUCUUAUCCUGCCCUACCUCUUUCCUGACCUGUCCGCCUUUCCUACAGUCGCUGAUCUCAUCAUCCAUCUCCGCACUAGCGACGCUAGGGUGCGUGCUGCGACCCCUGCCGACUUCCUCGCCAAGAACCCUCCCCCUAUUCACUACACCCUCUACCUCCUAGUCACUCGCCUCCCUGACUCUCUUCGUGCUGUCAGGGACACCUUCCUCGCCAUGGACCCCACUGAGCUCACUAUAGACCUCCUCGAAAAGCACCUUACUGCGGCCGAGGUUAGCAUUAACACUGUAGGCGCUUCUCGAGGCACUCCUCGCACCCCCUUCUUCGAGGGGUGUUCCCCCUCUCCCCUCCUCCCCUCUGUCGCCACUGCUGCUGCUGUCGACCUCCUUGGUGCUGAGGAGGUUGGGGUUGCGUCUGCUUCCAGUGGCAAGCGCCGCAGCGGCAAGGCGAAGGGUGGCAGGGGUGGUGGGGGUGGUGGGGGUGGGGGCGGUGAUGGAGGCUCGGGUGGUGGCGGCGGGGGUGGUGGGAGCGGCGGGGGUGGGAAUGGGGGUGUUGGGUCGUUGGGGUCGGCGGUGGCGGCGGCAGUGGGGGUGGCAGCGGCAGAGGUGGCGGUGGUGGGAGUGGCAGCGGAGUCGGUGGCGGUGGUCGCAGUGGUGUGGCCCAGCGCGGCGGCUCUGGAGGCAGCCAGGCACAGCAGCAGCAGCGCCAGCGCCUGCCCCCUUCCUGACUGCUCUGAACUGCCCAACUGGGCUGAUCUGCUUAGGAGGGGAGUAGAGAUCUUUGAUCUUGACUAUGAUGCUAUCCUUGCUGCCAUGUAUGCAUUGACUGUUAGUGCUGAGGGUGACUGUUACCUGUGUGUUCCGCCAGACCCUGGUAUAGAGGCUGCUGCUCCAGGUGCUUGUGAGUCUGCUGCCCUUGGUGCUUGCGAGUCUGCUGCCCUAGGUGCUAGUGAGUCUGCUCUCUCAGGUACUGCGCCUACUGAGGCCUUGUACACUUUCACGCUAGACUCAGGUGCCUCCCGCUGCUUCUUCCGCGACAGCACCAUAGUCACACCGCUCUCUGCACCGGUUCCGGUCUCCCUUGCUGACCCCUCUGGGGGACCUGUCCUUGCACGUUCCUCCACUGUCCUCCCCUGUCCGGCGGUCCCGUCUGGCUCACUUACAGGUCUCCACCUCCCCUCGUUCUCUACGAACCUGGUGAGUAACGCCGUCAUCCAGGAUGAGUGGGUUGACACCUUCACCCCUGGAGGACGUCGUGUGGCGAUCUGCACGUGUGCCCGCACGGGCCGCCACCUGGCCACGUUCACCCGUCGGCCUGGGUCGAGUCUGUACACCCUGACUGUCGGGUCUCCCCAGGUUGCUGCUACUACCUGA